AUGGCUUUAAAAGCUCAAGUGGGCCACAAAAUAAUGCAAGAAGUGAUCAAACACAAAGGGCCUAAGAAAAAUGGACCAAUUAAGCAUGGAACUACGGAAUGGAGAGUGUUAGUAGUUGAUCAAUUGGCAAUGAGAAUGGUUUCGGCUUGUUGUAAAAUGCAUGAUAUUUCUGCCGAGGGAAUCACAUUGGUUGAAGAUAUUGCCAAAAAAAGAGAGCCGCUUCCAUCGAUGGAAGCGAUUUACUUAAUCACACCCUGCGAAAAGUCAAUUCAUUUACUUAUGAAUGAUUUCGAGACCCCCCGCCCUAUGUAUCGUGGCGCCCACGUAUUCUUCACAGAGGCUUGUCCUGAUACCUUGUUUAAUGAGCUAAGCCAUGCUCACGUUGCCAAGUAUAUUAAGACCCUAAAAGAAAUCAACAUAGCAUUCAUUCCUACUGAGCAACAGGUAUUCUCGUUGGAUUCUCCGGGAACAUUUCAAUGCUUUUAUGAUCCAUCACUUGCCGCCGCCAGAAAUGCGAAUAUGGAAAGGAUGGCGGAACAAAUAGCUACUUUGUGUGCUACGUUGGGCGAGUACCCUUCAGUCCGUUAUCGAAGUGAUUGGGAACGAAAUGUUGAAUUGGCACAAUUGAUUCAACAGAAAUUGGAUGCGUAUAAAGCCGACGAGCCGACAAUGGGUGAAGGUCCUGAAAAAGCCAGAUCUCAAUUGCUUAUUUUAGACAGGGGCUUUGAUUGUGUUUCGCCUUUACUCCAUGAGCUCACCUUCCAGUCAAUGGCUUAUGAUUUAUUACCUAUCGAAAAUGAUGUAUAUCGCUAUGAGGCUUCCGCUGGUGCUGUUGAAAAAAAAGAGGUGCUAUUGGACGAAAAUGACGAACUUUGGGUUGAGCUUCGUCAUCAACACAUUGCAGUAGUGUCGCAGAGUGUAACAAAGAAUUUAAAGAAGUUUACCGAUUCAAAACGUAUGACACAAACAGAUAAACAAUCCCUAAAGGAUUUGUCCCAAAUGAUUAAGAAGAUGCCUCAAUAUCAAAAGGAGCUGUCCAAGUAUUCUACUCAUUUGCAUUUGGCAGAAGAUUGCAUGAAAGCAUACCAAGGUUAUGUUGACAAGCUAUGCAAAGUUGAACAGGAUCUCGCUAUGGGAACAGAUGCGGAAGGCGAACGAAUUAGAGAUCACAUGCGUAAUAUCGUGCCAAUUUUGUUAGAUCCCAAAAUUACGAAUGAAUACGAUAAAAUGCGUAUAAUCGCUUUAUAUGCACUCGCCAAAAAUGGAAUUACAGAGGAGAACUUGUCAAAAUUAGCUACACAUGCGCAAAUUAAAGACAAGCAGAAGAUUGCAAAUCUUCAGUAUCUUGGCGUGAAUGUUAUUACAGAUGGCAGUAAUCGCAGAAAGCAGUAUACGGUUCCUCGCAAGGAACGCAUCACCGAGCAAACAUACCAAAUGUCUAGAUGGACGCCAAUCAUUAAGGAUAUAAUGGAAGAUUGUAUAGAGGACAAACUUGAUCAUAAACAUUUCCCAUUUUUGGCCGGAAGAGCUCAAACUUCUGGGUAUCAUGCGCCCACAAGUGUACGAUAUGGUCACUGGCAUAAGGACAAAGGUCAACAGACAGUAAAGAAUGUACCUAGAUUGUUGGUGUUUGUCGUCGGUGGAAUAUGCUUCUCGGAAAUUCGCUGCGCAUACGAGGUAACAAAUGCUGUCAAGAAUUGGGAGGUGAUCAUCGGUUCGUCCCACAUACUUACGCCUGAACUUUUUCUAAGUGAUUUGGCCACGUUAGGAGGCUAG
Messenger RNA from Photinus pyralis (common eastern firefly), 1776 nucleotides. It is a transcript of the gene Rop, whose product is annotated as protein ROP. The coding region runs from base 1 to 1776 and encodes 591 amino acids. The transcript is spliced from 10 exons. NCBI's taxonomy places the organism in Eukaryota, Metazoa, Arthropoda, Insecta, Coleoptera, Lampyridae. The record is from RefSeq and is a predicted model, not a curated record. Gene Ontology annotation, cellular component: plasma membrane; secretory granule. Gene Ontology annotation, biological process: vesicle-mediated transport; neurotransmitter secretion; intracellular protein transport. Gene Ontology annotation, molecular function: syntaxin binding.